Symbiodinium pilosum is the source of this 534-nucleotide messenger RNA. The record is from the annotation of a GenBank genome assembly. NCBI's taxonomy places the organism in Eukaryota, Dinophyceae, Suessiales, Symbiodiniaceae.
AUGACGGACUAUGACCCGGCAGUGCUUGCGGCAAUACAAACGAACAUUGCGGCCAACUUCGGGAAAGACGAGCGCCAGCCGACCACAGACCGCCUGGACUUCCGCGACUUCACGCCUUCGGCUCUAGAAGGGGCACAGCAGACCCCACCUCAAGGCACCUUGAAGGAGCUCGCUGAGGCGAAGCAGCUGGGAUCGUUUCACUUACUGCUGGGAAGCGACGUUGUAUACGACUCCUACCAUGGGAAGCAGCUGGCACUGGUGAUAUUGGCCAUGCUCCUGUCACCAUCACCUGACAGUGUUGGCCCUGAACCCUGCGCCGUUUUCUUGCUGCCGGACUCCCGGCCCCGACUGUCCAGCUUCGUCUCGGCUCUGCCGCAUGCAGGCCUCAGCUGCCGCAUCGAACGCUUCGAGACUAGCAGCGUCUUCUUCCGAAGGCUGCGCCGCGUCCACCCAAACCUCGGCGAGGACAACAGCUAUUCGCUGUACUUCAUCGAGCGCCUGAGACCAUGCCAAAGCGAGACUGGCAAACAACGG